AUGAGGAUAAAACAAAUCAAACCUGAAGACAGAAAAAAGAAGUCGGCAAAUGACCCGUCACGUAUGUGGAAUCCAAACUGGGCCAACCCGCGAACUGAAAGUGAGUUAGAAAUGUGCUUAGCAUGGGACACUGAAGAAGGAUUGAGUUCGGAAAGUUCUGGUCCAAGUUGGAUCACUGAUGUAAAUAAGGUGAGAGAAAAACUUGAUCCAAAAGAGGCUAGAAGAAUCGGCUUUCCUACAGCUUCUACAAAGAUGCAGAAUAAAAGAUCCGUUGACAGCAGAGGUGAGUUUAUUCAAGAAAAUGAAGAAGUUUCUUACCAGAUCAAAUCGGCGACUUCUCCAAAGACACGGAGUAAAAGGAUGGAUAGUAACAUCGAGUGUUCCAUUCAAGAUAGUGGUAAGGCAUUACUAGCACAAGGAGUUAAAGAAUCAACCGUUGUUAAAGACGAAAAUGAAGUUCAAAUGAUGCAAGCUGCUAAGGCUAAGUCUGUAGAGGUUGUUCCGGAUUGGAUGAAUCGUAACAAGAAAGCAGCCCAAGAACUGUCAUUAGAUGAUAUAACCGAUCAUGUGGGAGAACUACAGGUAUCGACACCUGAUAAGGACGCGAGAUCGAAUCCUCCAGAAAUGACGCCAGUCAUCAGGUUGUUUUUGAACCAAGGUGACAACCAGGGUUGGAAAUGGAUGAAAACCUUCGAACCGGUCGAAGAAGCUGCCCAACAGAAAAAAGAGUCUAUUCUAAUUAAUACCGAAAGCGAAAGUUCAAGUAUAUCGACUCAAAAGGCUCAUUCAUUGAAAAAAGUAUCGAGAUUCCAGGAGGAGCUUGAAAGUAUUGAUUGGACAAAAUUGAGCUCAACAGAAUCUCCUCAAGUUCAAAGGCUUCCAAAUGUUCUUUACAAUGCGUCCAAUGAUUCGAAUAUACCAUCAAAGACUAUGAAUGGUGUAAAUGACGAACCUUUGAUUAUACUAGAUGAUCCGUCACUCUCUUUCGGCAUAUGUCCAACGGCAUCCUCAAGCUCGUUAUCAAGAAUGGAGGAAAUGUUGAUCAAUCUUGACGAGAAACCUAAUAAAUUGUUUUCAGUUGAAGACAUACGAGCCGUCCGCGAACCGAGAACGUUCACAAAAGAAAGGAAAAAAAGGCAAGAUUCACAUUACAGAAACAUAACUAGUUUAUUGCAUAUACCUAAUUAUAUUCCAAUAUAUAUUCAGAAACCUUUACUCGAUUUGCGAGAAUUUGAUCCGCUAUUUUCACAAUGA
Molecule: messenger RNA, 1254 nt
Organism: Acaulospora morrowiae
Lineage: Eukaryota; Fungi; Glomeromycota; Glomeromycetes; Diversisporales; Acaulosporaceae
Source: the annotation of a GenBank genome assembly